CUUCAUUUCCAUUUUGAUCCAUUUCUUUAUCCUUCUGUGAUCCUGUCUGGUAGCAAUGGAGGAAGUACAACUAACCUAUACUGGGGUUGAUGACGAGGAAAUGGAAUCAAAAAUGGAACAAAAACAGCCGCAGAAUUCUAGCAAUAGGCAACCUGUUUCUUUUUUUGGUUUGUUUGGAGCUGCAGAUAAGGUUGAUUGCGUCUUGAUGUUGUUUGGAAGUUUAGGGUCUUUCAUUCAUGGAGCCACACUUCCUGUUUUCUUUGUAUUGUUUGGCCACAUGAUUGACUCUUUGGGACAUCUAUCCUCCAAUUCUCACACAUUGUCAUCUCGUGUAUCCGAGUAUGCUUUGUACUUGGUGUAUCUUGGUCUCAUUGUAUUUGUAUCAGCAUGGAUAGGUGUUGCAUUUUGGACGCAAACUGGGGAAAGGCAGACAGCUCGUUUGCGUCUGAAGUACCUUCAGUCAAUUUUGAAAAGGGAUAUUGGCUUUUUUGAGACAGAAGCCAGAGACACUAACAUAAUUUAUCAUAUUUCAAGUGAUGCAAUCCUUGUUCAAGAUGCAAUAGGUGACAAGACAGGACACGCUUUGCGCUACCUUUCUCAGUUUAUUGUUGGUUUUGCCAUUGGAUUUACAUCGGUUUGGCAGCUUACACUAGUCACCUUGGCUGUGGUUCCACUGAUGGCUGUUGCAGGUGGUGCUUAUACCAUAAUUAUGUCUACUUUAUCAGAAAAGGGUGAGGCUGCCUAUGCUGAUGCUGGGAAGGUUGCAGAAGAAGUUAUUUCACAGAUUCGCACAGUAUACGCAUUCGUCGGAGAGGAAAGAGCAGUAAAAGCAUACUCUAAUUCACUAAAAAAUGCCCAUAAAUUGGGAAAGAGGAGUGGAUUGGCUAAGGGUGUUGGUGUUGGUUUUACUUAUGGGCUGUUGUUCUGUGCCUGGGCCUUGCUUCUUUGGUAUGCCAGCAUACUUGUGAGACAUGGGGACACAAAUGGAGGAAAAGCAUUCACCACAAUCUUCAAUGUCAUCUUUAGUGGAUUUGCACUUGGUCAAGCUGCUCCAAACCUUGCUGCCAUAUCCAAAGGCAGAGCUGCUGCGGCCAAUAUCUUCAGUGUGAUAGAAACUGAUUCAGAGCCUUCAAAACUUUCAGAUGGCAGAAUUGUUUUGCCACAAGUAUUUGGUGAGAUUGAAUUUUGUGAAGUCUGUUUCACUUACCCCUUGCGGCCCACUAUGGUAUUUGCAAACUUGAGCUUUUCAAUAAGUGCUGGGAAGAGCAUUGCAGUUGUUGGUCCAAGUGGUUCAGGAAAGAGUACAAUCAUAUCAAUGGUUCAACGUUUCUAUGAUCCCACUUCAGGCAGGAUACUACUGGAUGGACAUGAUCUCAAGGAUCUCCAGUUAAAAUGGUUGAGAGAACAGAUGGGGUUAGUUAGUCAGGAACCGGCAUUGUUUGCCACAACAAUAGCUGCCAAUAUUCUGUUUGGUAAAGAGGGUGCAGACAUGGAUCAGGUUAUACAAGCUGCCAAAGCUGCUAAUGCACAUUCUUUUAUUGAAGGAUUACCUCAUGGUUAUUCGACACAGGUUGGAGAGGGAGGAACUCAGCUUUCUGGAGGGCAAAAACAAAGAAUUGCUAUUGCGAGAGCAGUGCUGAGAAACCCAACUAUACUGCUUCUAGAUGAGGCCACCAGUGCACUUGAUGCAGAAUCUGAGCUUAUAGUUCAACAAGCACUGGAGAAAAUUGCAUCCAACCGAACGACAAUCAUAGUUGCACAUAGGUUAUCAACGAUUCGAGAUGUUGAUACCAUCAUUGUUCUGAAGAAUGGCCAGGUUGUUGAAAGCGGGAGCCAUAUGGAUUUGAUCUCCAAGGAAGGAGACUAUGCAGCUCUAGUGAACUUGCAAGUUUCCGAAAAGAUUUCAAAUUCAAGCUCAAUAUUCAAUUCUGAAAAUUCAGGAAGUAGCAGCUUCAGGCUACUCAACAGUGGGAAUCCUCGGUCAAUUUCAUCAAGAGGAUUCCAGACAAGUGGUCAAAGCUCAAGUGCUGCAAAUUCUGCUCCCACUCCCUCAAUAUGGAAGCUGCUAAAACUCAAUGCCCCAGAGUGGCCUUAUGCAGUACUUGGAUCAAUUGGUGCAAUUCUGGCUGGCAUGGAAGCUCCCCUCUUUGCCCUUGGAAUUACACACGUCUUGACUGCAUUUUAUUCUCCUCAUGAAUCCCAAAUAAAACAAGAGGUUGACAGGGUAGCUCUUAUAUUUGUAGGAGUGGCUGUUCUUACUAUUCUAAUAUAUCUUUUGCAACACUAUUUUUACACAUUAAUGGGGGAGAGCCUGACAACUCGUGUUCGCUUAUCAAUGUUCUCAGCUAUCCUUUCCAAUGAAGUUGGCUGGUUUGAUUUUGAUGAGAAUAGCACAGGUUCACUCGCAGCAGCUUUAGCUGCAGAUGCAACCUUAGUAAGAAGUGCCCUUGCUGAUAGGCUAUCAACAAUUGUCCAGAAUGUGGCACUUACCGUGACAGCAUUUGUAAUUGCAUUCACGCUAAAUUGGCGUAUAUCAUCAGUUGUCAUUGCUUCCUUCCCCUUACUCAUAGGAGCUGCCAUAACUGAGCAAUUAUUCCUUAAGGGAUUAGGCGGAGAUUACAGCAGGACAUACUCUAGAGCAACUUCUCUGGCACGAGAAGCAAUUGUCAAUAUUCGUACUGUUGCUGCGUUUGGUAUUGAAGACAAGGUCUCAUUCCAGUUUGCCUGUGAACUAAACCAACCAAAUAAGCAAGCAUUGUUAAGAGGCCAUAUUGCAGGUUUUGGGUAUGGGGUCACUCAAUUCUUUGCAUUCUGCUCCUAUGCACUUGGCCUUUGGUAUGCAUCAGUCCUCAUCAGGCAUAAAGGUUCCAAUUUUGGAGACAUCAUCAAGUCCUUCAUGGUUUUGAUAAUCACAGCUUUUUCAGUAGCAGAAACGCUUGCUCUUACACCAGACAUCGUGAAGGGAUCACAAGCACUUGGAUCUGUUUUCAGUAUUCUACACAGGAAAACCGAAAUAGAGCCUAACAAUCCCUCAUCAAAGGUAGUAACUAAUAUCAAAGGAGACAUACUAUUCAGAAAUGUGAGUUUCAAGUACCCCAUGAGACCUGAUAUCACCAUAUUUGAGAACUUAAACCUGAAGGUCUCAUCUGGAAAAAGUCUAGCAGUAGUUGGACAAAGCGGGUCAGGGAAAAGUACUGUUAUUGCAUUACUAAUGCGAUUCUAUGACCCCAUUUCCGGGACAGUUCUAAUUGAUGGGGAUGACAUCAAAUCCUUAAACCUAAGAUCAUUGAGGAGGAAAAUGGGUCUAGUUCAACAGGAACCAGCAUUGUUCUCAACUACAAUCUACGAAAACAUCAAGUACGGGAAUGAGGAUGCAUCAGAGAUCGAGGUACUGAGAGCAGCAAAAGCAGCAAAUGCUCAUGGAUUCAUAAGCAGAAUGCCUGAAGGGUAUCAUACUCAUGUGGGUGAAAGGGGAGUGCAAUUAUCAGGGGGACAAAAGCAGAGGGUGGCCAUAGCUAGAGCAAUACUGAAAGACCCUUCUAUUCUUCUCCUUGAUGAAGCUACAAGCGCCCUGGAUACAGCAUCGGAGAAACUUGUUCAGGAGGCUCUAGAUAACCUCAUGGAAGGCCGAACAACAGUCAUUGUAGCACACAGGCUUUCAACCAUCCGCGAUGCAGAUCGUAUUGCUGUGUUGCAACAUGGAAGGGUGAUUGAAAUGGGCAACCAUGAGUACCUUUCUAGGAAACCUGGUAGUGUCUAUAAACAAUUAGUUAGUCUGCAGCAGUCAGGAAGCAAUGAAGAGUGAUUCUGCCUAGAAAUUAUCUUGCACAAAGUUAAGGAUCGAAAAUAAUAAGGAUAACACAUUACAGAGUGUUGCUUAAGAUACAUGGAUUGAUAAAACGCCAGCAUUAAUUUUGCUUGGUGAACCAUUAUCCAAUGCUAUAGAACAAUAUUACAUGAACAUUUUGUAAUCCAAUAUUUUAUAUAUUUAUGAGAAUGGUAAAAUACUAUAAACGUUUUUAUAAAUAUUCUUGCUUUAU
Rubroshorea leprosula is the source of this 4040-nucleotide messenger RNA. Lineage: Eukaryota; Viridiplantae; Streptophyta; Magnoliopsida; Malvales; Dipterocarpaceae. The record is from the annotation of a GenBank genome assembly.